This is a messenger RNA of Cryptomeria japonica (Japanese cedar), 2459 nucleotides long. RefSeq names its product ABC transporter G family member 16. Gene Ontology annotation, molecular function: ATP hydrolysis activity; ATP binding; ABC-type transporter activity. The coding region runs from base 200 to 2272 and encodes 690 amino acids. The transcript has 2 exons. Gene Ontology annotation, cellular component: membrane. Lineage: Eukaryota; Viridiplantae; Streptophyta; Pinopsida; Cupressales; Cupressaceae. The record is from RefSeq and is a predicted model, not a curated record.
CGAUUAUUUACUAUUGCAGAGGCUGAGUUUGUUGGCUCAACUUCUACCCGUCACAGUUCAAACAAACAAGAUGGCGGGGGCUUCUCUGGCCUAGUCAACAGCCCACCGUUCUUCCAAGAAAGAAAAACAGAAUAAAUAGCGCAGAAUCGAGAGUACCCAGUUCAAGGAAUUUUCUUCUUAUCAGUGAAAGUCAGUCACAAUGUCGCAAAAGUAUGAGGAAGCUGAGUACACGAUUAAGCGUGGGGAUUCCAUGAUUUCUUUCGAGGACUUUGUGAGCUUGAAUGACGAAAGCGUCCAUUCUAAUCUUCCACCGGCGCUGCCGUUUAUACUGAGGUUCAGCAAUCUCACUUACAGCGUUUCGACCGGGAUUCGUUUCAGUAAGAACCGACUGCAGGCCGCCGAACGGAUCGAGAAUUUGAAGCACAAGUUGGUUCUGGAUGACGUUUCGGGCGAGGCGAGAGAUGGCGAACUGUUUGCCGUUUUGGGGAAGAGCGGGUCGGGGAAGUCGACGUUAAUUGACGCGCUUGCGCACAGGAUUUCGAAAGACAGUGUGAAGGGGACUGUGACUCUCAACGGUGAGCCACUCGGCGGGCGGGUGCUGCGCAGUAUUUCCGCUUAUGUUAUGCAGGAUGAUUUGCUUUUCCCGAUGCUCACUGUUAAGGAGACGCUCAUGUAUGCGGCCGAGUUUCGACUGCCCAGGUCGUGUUCUUGGGAGAAAAAGCGCGGGCGGGUCGAGGUCUUGAUCGAUCAGUUGGGUCUCCGGGCUGCUGCGAGGACAAUUGUGGGCGAUGAGGGAAAUCGUGGUGUUUCUGGUGGAGAGAGGCGCCGGGUUUCUAUUGGGAUUGAUAUCAUUCAUGACCCCAUUUUGCUCUUUCUUGAUGAGCCCACCUCUGGUUUGGAUUCGACCAGUGCUUUCAUGGUUGUGAAGACGUUGCAGCGGAUUGCAAGGACGGGUAGUGUGGUUAUCAUGUCGAUUCAUCAGCCCAGUUAUAGGAUUCUUGGCCUCCUUGAUCGUCUCAUCCUUUUGGCUCAUGGCCAGACUGUUUUCAGUGGCUCGCCUGACCGGUUGAUGAGUUAUUUUUCAGAGUUUGGGCACCCCAUUCCGGAGAAAGAGAACGGUACGGAGUUUGCUCUUGAUUUGAUUCAGGAACUGGAAGCAUCUGAUGGGGGGAUACAACCACUGGUGGAGUUCUUCAAGUCAUGGAGAAAGACCCCAAGGUACGGAGAAAUAUCAGACGUUCACACAAGGAGCCUAAACGAGACCAUAAACGCGAGCAUAGCCAGAGGAAAACUGGUAACAGACUCAUCCUCCUCAGGCCAAGUAGCCGAUUUCGCAAACCCACCAUGGGUGGAAAUGUCAGUUCUAAUGAGGAGAGCAUUCACCAACAUCCGCCGCACACCGGCACUCUUCCUGAUGCGCCUAGCAACAGUAAUGGUCACAAGCUUCAUGCUGGCCACCAUAUUCUGGAAACUGGACCACACUCCCCAAGGCAUUACAGAGCGACUGGGUUUCUUCGCAUUUGUGAUGGCGACAACCUUCUAUUCCUGCGCCGACGCCCUGCCCAUUUUCCUGCAAGAGCGCUUCAUUUUCAUGCGAGAGACGGCCUACAAUGCAUAUCGAUGCUCUUCCUACGUGUUUGCACAGACACUGGUUCAGAUACCGUCGAUGGUGAUUCUUGCGGUCGCUUUCGCCGUCACAACUUUUUGGGCCGUCGGUUUGAGUGGCGGGCUGUCGGGCUUUGGCUUCUUCGUCCUGGUUCUCAUUGCCUCCUUCUGGUCGGCCAAUUCCUUCGUUACCUUUCUCUCCGGGGCGGUCACAAAUCUGAAUGUCUCUUACACCAUUGUAAUCGCCCUUCUGGCCUAUUUCUUGCUCCUUAGUGGGUUCUUCAUCACCCGGAGCAGGAUCCCACCAUACUGGAUCUGGUUUCAUUACAUUUCUCUAUUUAAAUACCCUUAUGAAGCUGUGCUUCAGAAUGAGUUUGGGAGGGCCGAGGAGUGCUUUGCUAGGGGAACUCAGGUCUUCGACGGGACGCCCAUGGCCAGUCUUAGCCCUCAGCUUCAGAUGUCUUUUCUUGCGCUUCUUAGCUCGCAAACUAAUAUCAACAUUACUUCAACUACUUGCGUUAUCACUGGGUCUGAUGUUCUGAAGGCGGAGGACGUCACGCAGCUUGAUAAAUGGAUGUGUGUCUUGGUCACUUUCUGCUGGGGUUUCUUCUUCAGGUUCUUGUUCUACAUUUCUCUUUUGCUUGGCAGCAAAAACAAGAGGCAUUGACACCAUUUGCUACUACAUUUUUUCUUCUUCCUCCAACUCAAGUGCCAUGUUCAUUUCUAGAUCUGCAUUUCGUGGUGGCGGAUUUCUUCUGGUUGAACACUGCCAUCGAAUAAGUAAUGGUCGAAUGGAAAGAACCUGAAUCUGUAUCUACCCAAUUCUGCUUUUUAAUUCAUGGAACUUGUGUCUA